This is a messenger RNA of Cordyceps fumosorosea ARSEF 2679, 942 nucleotides long. RefSeq lists its product as hypothetical. The record is from RefSeq and is a predicted model, not a curated record. Gene Ontology annotation, biological process: rRNA processing; ribosomal small subunit assembly. Lineage: Eukaryota; Fungi; Ascomycota; Sordariomycetes; Hypocreales; Cordycipitaceae. The coding region runs from base 1 to 942 and encodes 313 amino acids. The transcript has a single exon. Gene Ontology annotation, cellular component: UTP-C complex; CURI complex.
AUGGCACGCAUAGAUGCGGGGAGUGAUCAGUUUGUGAUUUUACCAAUCCAGAUGCCGCCCUGCCCAUCCUUCCCCGAAACCGCCGUCCACGAAAUCCGCCUACGACGAAAUGCGCCCAAGAUUGCGACUGCGAACGACUCGCGCACACUGUUCCUGAAGAAUAUUCCAGCCGAUAGCACAGAACAACAUUUCCGCGCCGUAUUCACGCAGCUCGUCGGCGCGGGCCGCUUCGAGGGCAUCAGCUUUGAGGACGAGGGCAGUGCCACGCAUUCCCUCGAUCCUGCGCAGACUGUCAAGAUAAAUACGAUAGCGAAGAAGCGCAAGCGAGACGAUGUGGAGCUGGAAGAAGAAGAAAAAGAAAGACAAGCGAUACAACUACCCGAGAUCUGGACGAGGAAGCUUUUACGAAGCAGCAGCACCGCCGUCGUGCUUCUUGCUGACGAGAAGAGCGUGCAGCUAGUUCUGAAGGCUAUUUCAAAGGCCAACAAGACGAAGAAAUACCCAGUCUGGGAGGACGAGUCAUCGCGCGGCGUAUCACCACUUGGCGUACCCUGGAUAUCCUCCCACUUGCGAGACUCGCGGGUGGACAAGGCGGCGGCUCGAAGGUCGGUGCACGCUUUCUUCAACGCCUUCAAUCGCAAGGAGAAGGAAGCCAUCGAGCUGGCCAAGAGACUGCGCAACGAGCCUGAUGAGGACGGUUUCGUUACGGUCACACGUGGUGGUCGCACGGCGCCCGCCAGCAAGUACGAGGCUGAGGAGGCCAAGCGUCGCAUGGUGGAGAAGGACAGCAAGAAGAAGUCCGAGAUGACAGACUUUUACCGCUUCCAACUACGCGCGCGCCGCAAGGAUGAGCAAGCCGCUUUGAUGAAGAGGUUCCAACAGGACAGGGAAAAGGUCAAUGCCAUGAAAGAGAAGCGCGGCAAGUUCAGACCGGAGGCAUGA